AUGGCGGCUUCUUCUUCUUCCUUGCCUCUUCUCUUCUCUCUUCUCUCUCUUUUCUUCCUCAAUUUCUCACUCGCUGACAAUACCACGGCGGUUGUUAUAACAAACCCAGUUGCUCCGCCACCACUUCCGCCGCCUUCUCCACCGCAGCGGCAUAACAUCACUUCCUCAUUCAUGCCCGGAAUCGCUGUCGUCAUCGCCGUCCUAACCGCAGUUUUCUCCCUCACCUUCUUGCUCCUCCUCUACGUCAAACACUGCAAACGAAGAAACGGCAGCGUUUACGACAACCAUCCGCAGCGUUUCGCAAUCUCCAGAUACGGAGGAGGAUAUAACGGUGGUGGAGGAGGUAGGAAAAAUUCCGGUAUAGACCGGUCCGUCAUCGAAUCUCUACCGGUUUUCCGGUUCGGUGCAUUGAGCGGUCACAAGGAAGGGCUCGAAUGCGCCGUGUGUCUCGCUCGGUUCGAACCGACUGAAGUUUUGAGGCUAUUGCCCAAAUGCAAACACGCCUUCCACGUGGAGUGUGUUGACACGUGGCUCGACGCUCACUCCACCUGCCCGCUUUGCCGUUACCAGGUCGACCCGGAAGACAUUCUCUUGAUCGGCGAUUGUAACUCCUGGUUCGAGCUCCGUUUUUCUAAAAGCCAGGUGGAAUCGAACAGUAACACUCCUCCCGGAGCGUCCCGUUUUGUCCCGGUGAGUCGGAUCUCGGGUCGGCAUUCGUCGGCUGGGGAACGAGCGAGUCGACUCCACGAGAUUAUAACGGCUUCUACCUCUAAACCGAAUCCGAUUUCGUUUCGAAGAUCGCUUGAUAGCUCAUUGAGGACUAACGACGGCGAGGAGAAAACGGAAUCUGUUGCCGUCGGAUGCUUAGACCGUCCACAGAGAAAAGACGGAUUGUUAUUAAUUCCGAAUCGAGAAAGCUUGGAAGGGAGAUUCGAACACCGGAUAAUAAUCUCCGGCGGGAAUAAGGACCAGAGAUGGAGCGAAGUGAGGCCAUCCGAUCUUCUUUUCUUACGAUCGGAGAUGAUACUCAGUGAUUGCCGGAAACUAGCAGCCGUGGAGGAUGGCAGAGACGUAAUAAACGGGAGAAGCGUGUCGGAGUUAACGAGCAUUGAGAGACGGAGGAGAUGGGGAGGAGAGCCGAGACAACGACAAGCCACGGCGGUGAUUUCGAGAUGGCUCGCUUGGUCCCACCGUGCCUCCGCGUCCAGCAUUGUUUAA
Messenger RNA from Microthlaspi erraticum, 1218 nucleotides. The record is from the annotation of a GenBank genome assembly. NCBI's taxonomy places the organism in Eukaryota, Viridiplantae, Streptophyta, Magnoliopsida, Brassicales, Brassicaceae.